AUCGGCUGACAUUAUAAUAUACAAGAUAUUUGAAACGAAUGAGUGACAUGGCAUUCUUGAGAGUGUUAAGUUGCAAUUUAAUAUUCAUCGUAGCGAUGGCUGUUUUUAAUGAUAAUUUUGAUUCGUCUGUACCAAUGGUGACACUCGAUAUAUUACCGUUACGUUACUACAUCAAAUUUAUGCUAUAUGUCAACGACGAUAUAUUCUACGGCGAAUGCAAUGUCAGCAUUUAUAUUCCUUAUGAAAUGCCACAUAUACACAUUUACGCGGAAAAUCUGGGUAUAACUGAAAUUUUGGUAACAGAAAAUUUACAAAUAUCUAAAAAAAAGGAAGAAAAAGUUUUUGUCCAUAGACCUAAGAAUUUAAUCCAUGAAAUUGAAAUAUAUGGAACCCGCAUUUCUUUUCCAUAUGAUUUACCACGAGGAUAUCACACUCUGAAUAUGAAGUUUAUUGGACUUUUAGCUCAAAAUGGAGGCUUUAGAACUUUUUACUUAAAUCAACAAUAUAAUAGAGUGUGGUUUGCCGCAACGCAUUAUAAAACAUUUGCGACUCGAAGAUUAUUUCCUCUCUUGAAGAAUACUAGAAGUGUUAGUUAUAACAUUUCUAUAAAGCAUCAUAAAAAUUACACGGCUUUAUCAAAUAUGCCCGAAAUAGCAGUGAAUAUAGACAAAAGUAAUAUGAUGUGGACACAUUUCCAAAGUACUCCAAUAAUGCCUGAUUAUUUCAUAGCGGCGAGUGUGGUACCUCUCGGCUUUAUUCUAGAUACAAGUCAGAAUGUCAAAUUGUGGUGCAGAACAGACUUGAAACUACAAACUAUGAUAUUUGCAUACACGAUUAUUCAAAAAAUUGCGCAAUUAUUAAAAAAUAUAUUUCCGUAUAUCAGAAAAACAAAUCAUCUCGUUACUCCGAAGUUGUUAGAUAUGGAAGAGAUAAAAUUGGGACUCAUUCUUCAUAAUGAAGCAGAUAUUAUCUUUAAUCAAGAUAUAGAUCCUGAGAUGCGCAAAUUUGAAAUAAUACGAAUAAUAGGACAUAAAAUGAUGCACGAAUGGUUUUUUUAUAAUGAAAUCUUUCCAUAUAAGUGGGAUCCGUGUUUAAGCAAAAGUUUUGCUACAUUCCUUGGAAUCUACUUCGUCAAUAAGAUUUUUCCACACUUUAGGGUAGAGGAUUUCUUUGUAAUUCAAAUGCAACAUGAUGUUCUUCACUGGAGUACCAAAGACACAUGGCCGGUUAAAUCACAGUUCAAUAAUUCGUUUGAAUUACCUUGUAACAUUAAAGUGAGCAUUAUGUUGCACACGUUGCAAAAUACACUCACCAAAAAGAUGUUUGAAAAUGGUGUCAGAAGAUAUUUACAAAAACAGUACAUGGGCAUUAAUGAUUUCUGGAUAGUUAUGCAGACUGCACUUUAUAAUACAUCUUUGAGAGUUAAAUACAAUUAUAUUAUAAAAGACAAAAUACCUAGUUGGGCAGAACUAAAUCACUAUCCUGUGGUAAAUGUGAAAAGAGAUUAUAAUACUUUCAGUUUGAAUAUAUCGGUAGAAAAUUUUAAUACAAAUAUAUCGAUACCUGUGAGCAUUACUACGCAAACGCAUUACAAUUCGGUGAAAUUUUUGCGUCCAGUAUGGCUAAUGCCACCACAUAUUUCAAAUCAUACGCUGACUUUCGAUUCCUUAAUUAAGAAUGACUGGAUAUUAGUCGAUUCAAAAGAAAGUGGAUAUUAUCGUGUCAAUUAUGAUGCCGAAAAUUGGAAUAGACUUUCAACAUACUUAAACAAUAAAUAUUUAUUUGGACUAUUACAUUUUCUCAAUCGUGCUAAAAUCAUCGAUGACACAUUUCAUUUUGUGAUGUCAGGCCAACUUAAUUGGACUGUAUUCUUGAAAAUUUCACAAUAUCUACAGCAUGAUACAGAUUAUAUCGCAUGGUAUCCUAUGUUCAAAAACUUGGAAUAUAUAUCGAAUUUUUUUGCAUUUCCAGAAAGCGCUCUUAUAAAGACGGAGAUAAAACAACCAUUAAUUAAGAUUAUGUCGAAAAUUGGAUAUCCUAAUUUUAAAGCAGAUAAAAUCAAUCAAAAUAUCGAUCUCUUUUAUUUGAAAGAAGAGAUUGCAAGAUGGUUAUGUAUCAUGGACGAUGCCUCUUGCUUGAUGAGAGCCAAUUAUGAAUUAAUGUCAUAUGUCUCAAAUAAUAAUAAAAAUUUAUUAUACGAAAUUUGGAGAGAAUGGAAAGAAUGGACAUUCUGUAAUGGUUUGAAAAUAACGAGUAAAAAUUUUUGGAAGAAAGUAUUUCGUAUGUAUUGGAUAAAAUCGGAUUAUAGUGUUUUAAAAUUCCUAGCUUGCUCCAAACAUUCUUUUAUCAUUCGCGAGUAUUUGUAUGUAAUGAAAUUUGGCUUUAUUACGCAAAAAGCAAAAGUUCUCCACCAUAUACAGAGUUUUUGUUCUAUUAUUGCAAGGCAUGCAAAGAAUGACAUAAUGCUUCAUUUCAUCUUAAGAAAUUUAGAAGAUAUAAAACCUGAAGAAAUCAGUUUUUUUACAGCAUUAACUAUCAUUAUUAACCACGUAUAUUCUGAGAAACAAAUUGAAAAGAUAAAGAAGGAAAUUCAUUUGAUGAAUAGUCUAAUGUGCUCUCUGCUUAAUUGUGAUUAUGAUGAUCAAAACAAUAAUAAGGUGAAUAAAUCUUUGCUUUUUAAGACAGAGUAUACGGAAAAUAAAAUAACAUACAUAUGGCGCAAAUUAGAACUACGUUGGAAUCAAAUAAAGAAUCAGUUAUAUGAAUUUCGACACUUAACGAAAAAAGAUAUUCUUACAAAAGGCUUGGAUGAUUAAUCAAAUUAGGAAGAGCAGAGUAUGAAACACAACGUGCUGGUAGAUGUAAAUUUAUUCAACUUGAUACAAGAAAAACAUAAUAUAAAAUAGAGUUAUUGAAUGAGUGUCAAAUAAUCGUUGCAGCAGAAAUAACACAUUCAAAUAAAUAAUACAAAAGGUAGAGAGUGAACUAUAUCUGUGACGCAAUAUACAAAAAGGAACUUGAGGAAAACAGAAAAAUAGUUUUAAUAGCAACAAUUAUAGCGGCGCGGUAGUGGUAAAAUAAAUCCCUAACAAUUUUUUAUAAUAACUAUAAUAAUUCUAGAAAGAAAAGCGUAAAAAAUGAAGAUGAUACACAAGCAGAUGAUACACAUAA
Camponotus floridanus (Florida carpenter ant) is the source of this 3171-nucleotide messenger RNA. Its product is annotated as thyrotropin-releasing hormone-degrading ectoenzyme-like. Gene Ontology annotation, cellular component: cytoplasm. The transcript is spliced from 14 exons. Gene Ontology annotation, molecular function: zinc ion binding; metalloaminopeptidase activity; peptide binding. The coding region runs from base 39 to 2816 and encodes 925 amino acids. The record is from RefSeq and is a predicted model, not a curated record. Gene Ontology annotation, biological process: proteolysis; peptide catabolic process. Lineage: Eukaryota; Metazoa; Arthropoda; Insecta; Hymenoptera; Formicidae.